GAAAGACGAAGUUGGUUCUUUCAGCCAGGAGAAUGAAAAGGCGGCUACCACCAGAAUUUCAUGCUAACAGACGUAGAAGGAUUGAAGAACAAACCUUAUCGCUCGAAGCGCCUUCAUCUUCCCAGGCUGACAGUGUUUCAGCAGAUGCCAUUUCUGUAUCCACUGAGAACUUUCAACCCAGUGCAACGUCAACUCCUAAAGGAAAGAAGAGAAGACCACACAACAGAAAAGUACCAGUGCAUUUGAUGAAAUGGAGAUUACAGCAAAAGAAAUCUAAAGGAGAAGAAAAAUCUGGGCCAUCAACAUCUUCUUCCACCUUAGAGUCAAAUCUAAAAAAGCGUCCUUGAUGGCACCUCUGAUUUUGCUACAAUUGUGCCACCAUUCCCCUCAAUUGGUCUACAACCAGC
This is a messenger RNA of Nilaparvata lugens (brown planthopper), 407 nucleotides long. RefSeq lists its product as uncharacterized. Lineage: Eukaryota; Metazoa; Arthropoda; Insecta; Hemiptera; Delphacidae. The record is from RefSeq and is a predicted model, not a curated record. The transcript is spliced from 4 exons. The coding region runs from base 33 to 347 and encodes 104 amino acids.